GCCCCGCGGCUAUUUGACAGACCCGCCUUUCUUGGCCACGUGCGAUUGUUGCGAAAGUAACAACGGGCAUAAAGUUCUGAUUGUUCGGGGGUCAGGAAGCAGUAGGUCAGCAGAGGACAUCUCGAGUGGAACAGUGCUACAAUAAGAUGGCUGAGGCUGAGAAGAGUCCUGAGGUCAGUGCGGCUGCAGAGGAACCAGAAUCCAUGGAGCAGCAGAGCGUGAUGUCGCGGCUGGGGAACCUCCCCUUCGUCAGCUCGGCGUGCGGCAUGGUCUCCAGCGCCUACACCACCACCAAGGAGGGCGUGCCGCUGCUGAGAGGGGUGAUGGGCGUGGCCGAGAGCGGCGUCCAGAUGCUGGGCUCCGUGGCGACCUCCGGCUCCAAGCCGCUGCUGGACAGGCUGGAGCCCCAGAUUGCCGUGGUGAACGAGUACGCCAUGAAGGGCCUGGACAAGGUGGAACAGAAUAUUCCAAUCCUCCAUCAGCCUGCUGACAAGGUGAUGUCGGACACCGUGGGUAAGGUGUACCAGUCCGUCUCCGGGGCUAAGGAGGCCGUUACCGGGGCGGUGAUGGGCGCCGUGGAGAUGACCCGCGCGGCGGUGAGCGGGGGCCUGAACACCGUCAUGGGGUCCCGCGUGGGCCAGAUGGUCAGCAGCGGGAUGGGCGUGGCCCUCUCCCACUCCGAAGACUGGGUGGAGCACAACCUGCCCCUGACCGAGAGGGAGCUCGCGGCAGUGGGAGUCAUCCAGGACUCGAGGCGUCAGCAAACAGAGUACACCUGCGCAGCUGCCCUCGCGGAACCCGCGCCCGACGCGGAGGCUGUGGUCCAAUCAGCAGGGAGCUCCAGCCCCAGCAGCUACUUCGUGCGCCUGGGCAAGCUGUCCUCCAAGGUGCAGGAGCGCGCCCUGGAGCAGUCCCUGGCCAAGGCCCAGCGGGCCCGGGACGUCACCCGCUCGGCCGCCGCCCAAAUCGGCAGCACCCUGGACCUGCUGGAGGGCGCGCGGGCCACCCUGGCCACCGCCAACGCCCACCUGGGCGGGGCCUCGGAGCAGCUGCAGCAGCGCUGGGCCGAGUGGCAGCAGGCCCUGCCCAGGGAGAGGGAGGAGGAGAAGAAGGAGGGACAGGGAGAGGAGAAGAGCGAAGGGGACCAGGGAGAGCAGCUGGAGUGGCGUGCCCUCUCCAUGGUGCGGGGCCUCAGUGGGCAGGUGCAGGCCGCCUGCUCCGGGGUGGUGUCCAGCGCUCAGGGGCUCCCUGGAGCCGUGCAGGAGCAGCUGGCCAACGCCCGUCAGGUGGCCCAGGAGCUGCACUUGUCCCUGGGCAACACCAGCACCCUCUCCCCCCACAUCCUGGAGCAGACUCGACUCCACCUGGCGCAGGUUCAGCGUUCUCUCGACGGCGUGACAGAAUACCUUCUCAACAACACCCCCCUCAACUGGCUGGUGGGGCCAUUUGCACCUCAGAUCACAGAAGGUGGGGAGGGGGAACCUGGAGAUAAAGGACAUCCCUAAAAAUCAGUGAGCGGUAAAUGAGCACUAAGAGGAAAGAGGAAACAUGGUAACAUUUCACAAUGAGGCCACAUGAUAUGCCAUUAACUAAUGUAUUUGUUGGCAUGAAUUCAUGAUGUAUAAAUACAUUAAGCAUGAAAUUUAGUUGGUAGUUUACAAAUACAUUAACUAUUAGUUAAUUAACUAUUAAUGUAUUUGGUACAUGAUUAUUUUAAACAUUAGCAAAACAUAGAGUAAAGUUAAAAUUAGUUAAUCAUUAUCAAUUGAAUUAACUGUUUUUUUUUUCAACCCCAAUAAGAAUUGCCAUAAUCUAAUGUAGUUGUUAACAUGAAUUAAUGAUGUACAUUAACAAAGCUGUACAGAUUAACUUUUCGGUAGUUAGUAUUUAGCAACUACAUUAGUUAAUGCCAGGUCAUGUGACCUCAUUGUGAAGUGUUACUGGAAAGAUAUCUGAUGACUGCACAUCCUGUUCUUUUUCAACAAAGACUGUGUCAGCUUGAAUGUUCUGUAAUACGUUGCAUAUAAUUGUCUAAGAGGUAAUAUAAUAUGUACUUAUAAAAGUCUGCAAAAAUAGAUAUAAUAAAAAAUUUAAAAGGCUCAUAUUCAUUUUUCAGCAAUGUAGUUAUUUUUAUGAUAUAGGGUCUGUUGACGGCCGCAGAUACAGUACGUGUAAACAUUGUCAUUAGUCAUUUGUGAAGUUGAAAAUUGCCAUUUUGUUUUUAAUGGAAAAAAGGAAUUCACUUGAACAGAGUUCAUACUCUCACAGACAAAAACACAGCGCAGGCUCGGGUUUGUUUAUCGUCAUUUGUCUAUUGUGUCUCAGCUCCAGAAGUAUUUAAGUCAGGAGUAAGUCAAAGCUUUUCUUUAUUAGUACUCUGGAAAUAAGCCUGUUGACAAUUGUAUGUGUGGUGUUUGCCUAUCUUUUACACUCCAACAGAUUGGCUGGGUGUUGUACUAUGUGCGUGUGUGUGUGUGCGGGCAUGAUCCCUGAUUUGAGGUAAUUUCUCACUGCUAUUAAUGUAAAAAGAGAAUGUAGUUUCCCUUACCUGAUGUGUUCACCUGUAAUUAAAGAAAUACCCUAAUUAAAACGGGUCAAAGCUUC
Messenger RNA from Anguilla rostrata (American eel), 2604 nucleotides. RefSeq names its product perilipin 3 (gene plin3). NCBI's taxonomy places the organism in Eukaryota, Metazoa, Chordata, Actinopteri, Anguilliformes, Anguillidae. Gene Ontology annotation, biological process: positive regulation of triglyceride storage; lipid storage. Gene Ontology annotation, cellular component: lipid droplet; cytosol. The transcript has 9 exons. The coding region runs from base 147 to 1505 and encodes 452 amino acids. The record is from RefSeq and is a predicted model, not a curated record.